Molecule: messenger RNA, 2123 nt
Organism: Scomber japonicus (chub mackerel)
Lineage: Eukaryota; Metazoa; Chordata; Actinopteri; Scombriformes; Scombridae
Product: gastrula zinc finger protein XlCGF57.1-like
Exons: 2
Coding region: 123-2123 (666 amino acids)
Biological process (GO): regulation of transcription by RNA polymerase II
Molecular function (GO): DNA-binding transcription factor activity; RNA polymerase II cis-regulatory region sequence-specific DNA binding
Source: RefSeq, a predicted model, not a curated record
UCAUAAAGUGAAGGGAGGUAUGGUGGCUGUCUGAGUCUAUGACUGCCUGGUUAGGGUUGACUGUCACUCUUUGCUGUGUAUUGUAAUUAAUUGGCAUUAACGUAGCUGUUUUACGGUGAUAGAUGGAAGAGGAAUAUCGGACAGAGAUGAAGACUAACAGCAGCAGUAACAUGAGUUCAUCAGCAGAGAAACAAACAGGCAAAAACCUAGCCGGACCUCAUGUUAAGAUUGAGGAGGGUUUCGAAGAAGGACAAACUGAUCGAUAUGAGCGUGCCGACACUUGGGAGAAAACACACCGAUGUGACCUGUGUGAGCAGAGCUUCUGUUCCUCAACAUGUCUAAAGUGUCAUCAGUCUAUCAACACUGGAGAGAAGCUGUACACCUGUGAGCAGUGCGGAAAGAGUUUUACUCAAUCGGCACAUUUAAAGAAACAUCAGCACACUCACACCGGAGAGAAGCCAUACACCUGUGAGCAGUGCGGAAAGAGUUUUACUCAAUCGGCACAUUUAAAGAGACAUCAGCACAGUCACACCGGAGAGAAGCCGUACACCUGUGAGCAGUGCGGAAAGAGUUUUACUCAGUCGGCACAUUUAAAGAGACAUCAGCACACUCACACCGCAGAGAAGCUGUACACCUGUGAGCAGUGCGAAAAGAGUUUUAUUCAACCUGGAGACUUAAAGAAACAUCAACACAUUCAUACUGGAGAGAAGCUGUACCUCUGUGAGCACUGCGGAAAGAGUUUUGCUCAAUCUGGAAACUUACAGACACAUCAGCGCAUUCACACUGGAGAGAAACCAUACACCUGUGAGCAGUGUGGAAAGAGUUUUACUCAAUUGGCACAUUUAAAGACACAUCAGCGCACUCACACUGGAGAGAUGCUGUACACCUGUGAGCAGUGCGGAAAGAGUUUUAUUCAAUCUGGAAAUUUAAAGACACAUCAGCGUAUUCAUACUGGAGAGAAGCCGUACACCUGUGAGCAGUGCGGAAAGAGUUUUGCUCACUCUAGAGACUUCAAGAAACAUCAGCGCAUUCAUACUGGAGAGAAGCCGUACACCUGUGAGCAGUGCGGAAAGAGUUUUACUGGAUCUGGAAAUUUAAAGAAACAUCAGCACAUUCAUACUGGAGAGAAACCCUACACCUGUGACCAGUGCGGGAAGAGUUUUACUCAAUUGGCAAAUUUAAAGAAACACCAGCGCAUUCAUACUGGAGAGAUGCUGUACACCUGUGAGCAGUGCGGAAAGAGUUUUGCUCACUCUGGAGUCUUCAAGAGACAUCAGCGCAUUCAUACUGGAGAGAAGCCAUACACCUGUGAGCAGUGCGGGAAGAGUUUUGCUCACUCUGGAGACUUCAAGAGACAUCAGCGCAUUCAUACUGGAGAGAAGCCGUACACCUGUGAGCAGUGCGGGAAGAGUUUUACUGAAUCUGGAAAUUUAAAGACACAUCAGCGCAUUCAUACUGGAGAGAAGCCAUACACCUGUGAGCAGUGUGGAAAGAGUUUUAUUCAAUCUGGAGACUUCAAGAGACAUCAGCGCAUUCAUACUAGAGAGAUGCUGUACACCUGUGAGCAGUGCGGAAAGAGUUUUGCUCACUCUGGAGUCUUCAAGAGACAUCAGCGCAUUCAUACUGGAGAGAAGCCGUACACCUGUGAGCAGUGCGGAAAGAGUUUUACUCAAUUGGCACAUUUAAAGACACAUCAGCGCACUCACACUAGAGAGAUGCUGUACACCUGUGAGCAGUGUGGAAAGAGUUUUGCUCACUCUGGAGACUUCAAGAAACAUCAGCGCAUUCAUACUGGAGAGAAGCCGUACACCUGUGAGCAGUGCGGAAAGAGUUUUACUCAAUUGGCACAUUUAAAGACACAUCAGCGCACUCACACUCGAGAGAUGCUGUACACCUGUGAGCAGUGUGGGAAGAGUUUUACUGAAUCUGGACAUUUAAAGACACAUCAGCACAUUCAUACUGGAGAGAACCUGUACACCUGUGAGCAGUGUGGGAAGUGCUUCUCCUCCUCUACUAAUCGGAGGUGUCAUCAGCGUGUCCACACUAGCGGGAAGCUUCUCACCAUCAGCUCACUCACACUGUGUGUAGAGAGUGGACUCGACCUGUCUGGAGUUCUCAGUUAA